AUGUCGCUCGAAAACGGUGAGACUGCUACCGAUGAAGAAGCUGCGGAUGAAGCAUCUGAGCCACAGGAUACCACGGAAUAUCCAUAUGGUGUCAUGCUCGCAUUCAUCGUCGUUGCGCUCGUACUCAGUGUUUUUCUCUUUUCUUUGAACCAGACCAUCGUUGCGACUGCGAUUCCAAAGAUCACCAAUGAAUUCAAGAGCAUUGACGAUAUCUCGUGGUACGGCUCAGCUUUUUUCAUGACGCUCGGAGGCUUUCAAUCAAUGUGGGGCAAGUUCAACAGCCCAAAGGGGAUCUUCGUGGCGAGCGUAGCGGAAUGGUUCGGAAAGAAUGGCGUGACAGCACUGGUCUAUGACUCACGCACGCUGGGUCAGAGCGACGACGGAGGCUGGGUCGACCCAAACCGCAUCGCUAUUUGGGGCUUGUUCUAUAGCUCCGGCAUCGCUCUCGAGGCUGCUGCCUUUGAUAAACGCGUCAAGGCGGUUAUCGCGCAGAGUCUGAUGCCAUAUUGGUGUCUCAAUCCACUAGACGAGGCAGUCAUCGUCGCGCAUGCGAUCGCAGAUCGCGCUAAGCAGCUUGGUGGCAAUCUGCCUGAGUACAUUCCACUUCUCAACGAUAAGGGAGGGCACCUCAUGCACUUCAAGUAUCUGUCCAACAUGACGCCGGAGCAAAGGCACCAUUUGCCCGCCUGGGUUCACGGCGCUAAGAAGAAUGCCCGACCUUCAAUGACCCUGUUCGCGGCUGUCAGCCCUAAGCCCGUCACGAUUCUGAUGCCUGAGGAUGACGAGAUUGUGCCGCCCGCGUUCCAGCGGUGCAUAUUUGACAGCUUUCAGCCACCACGGAAGAAAUAUGAGAUUGUAAAAGGUAGAGGCCAUAUGAACAUUUUGAAGGAUGUGAACUUUGAUGAGCUCUUGGGUGACCAGCUGGCAUUUCUCAAGGAUGUUAUGAAAUUCUGA
This is a messenger RNA of Penicillium argentinense, 954 nucleotides long. Its product is annotated as alpha/beta hydrolase. The transcript has 6 exons. The record is from RefSeq and is a predicted model, not a curated record. Lineage: Eukaryota; Fungi; Ascomycota; Eurotiomycetes; Eurotiales; Aspergillaceae. Bases 1 to 954 code for a protein of 317 amino acids.